AUGGAGAAUCUUAAAUUUAUUUUAUCUUUGGAAACUGCUUUAUUCUUUUGGAACAAAUUAUCCAUUGUUAUGGUGCUGCUUUUAUUUGUAGAGACAUCUUUAAGGAAUAUUAUGAACCUCCAUGGAAUUCCCGCCAUUCCAGUUUAUCUAUGGAGUUUAUUUGUGCUCUGGAUAACUUGUUCUGGCGGGGUCCUGCUUCCCAAUUUAUCAGAGACAUGUUUCCAAUGCCUAUGCCACGUGUCAACUGGAUGUGACUUGACCCACGACUGCACCAAUGGGUACUGCGGACCUUUCAACAUCUCCAGGAUUUAUUGGUAUGACGCUGGGCAGAUCGUUUUACCUUAUGAUGACCCAGCGAGGAACCAUGCGUGGAAAGACUGCGCGAGAAACUAUGAGUGUGCCAAACAGAUAAUUGCGAACUACUUACUAAAGUAUGGAAGGGAUUGUAACGAAGACGGAACAACCGACUGUUACGACUACAUGAUGGUAGAGAGAAGACUAGUUGUUUUCUACGAGGGGGGAAAAGAUGACGAAGAUGAUGAAGAUACGGGCACUAUAUCCUACUUGAGUUUAAUAAACAAAAGUCAAUGUCAAAAAUAUUUAAAAUUGAGGAAAUACUUUACAAGGAAGUUGCGAUACCAAAGUUGGACAACAUUUUUUGAAGAUUCUCCAGAGAACUUCUUAGAAAAGGCAAAAAAUAUGAACGUGAAAACUACUAUAGCGAUACCCGUGUGUUUGUUUGCUUUUUUUAUCUUUUGGAUAACUGGAUCUGCCGGUGUUUAUAUACCGAACCUAACAGAAGCAUGCUACAAAUGCUUAUGUUACGUAUCCACUGGAUGUGACUUCUCUCACGACUGCACAGGCGGGUACUGUGGGCCCUUCAAUAUCUCCAGGAUCUAUUGGAAAGAGGCAGGCCAAAUCGUUCUGCCAGAUGAUGAUCCUGACAGAAAUCAUGCAUGGGAAGAUUGUGCAAAAAGUUUUCAUUGCGCUAAACGAAUUAUUGAAAGAUACUUGGAGAUAUUUGGACGGGACUGCAAUGGAGACGGCCUCACAAAUUGCUUUGACUACAUGAUGAUAAAUGGUAACGGUGGCUACGGCUGUACAGCGCCUUUGAAUCGUUCAGCGAAUGGCCAACGAUGGUUGAAGCGAUACGAAGAGUGUAGAAUAUAA
Molecule: messenger RNA, 1170 nt
Organism: Arctia plantaginis
Lineage: Eukaryota; Metazoa; Arthropoda; Insecta; Lepidoptera; Erebidae
Source: the annotation of a GenBank genome assembly